AGCUAGCACCGCGCGCCGGUCAUUAGCCCGUCCGUCAUCGCCUACUUCCCGUCCAUGAUCCCUCCAAUCAGCAGCUUGUUUACUAGUAGUAGUAGCUUAAUCAGGCACGCUUAAGCUAGCUAAUCACCGGUUGCUUCCGUCCAUCUCAUCUGCCUACUCCACCGAUUAGCUAAAGCAAAUGGUCUUUCCUAAUUUUCUUUCGAGAGAGGGUAUAAGAGUGGUCGCGGUCGUCGUCUUCCUCCCUCCUUCCAUUCUCUCUCUCUAGCUUGCUACUAGUCUACUACUACCAGCAGCAGCGCUAUCCUGUUCGUCUUCUCGCUCUCGUCCCCGCGCCUCCCGUUGAUUGAUUCGGCGUGCGGCCGGUGGCGAUGGCGAUCGGGGGUGGGUUGCCUGCAGCGAGCUGGGUUCAUGAGUGCUCGGCCAGUCAACGAGGUGUAGGUGCCUGUAGGCUAGCUGUGCUAUAGUGGUCGACCGAUCUGCUGCUUCUUGGCCUCUAGGGGGAGAAAGAAAAGAGGAACAGCCGAGGUGUACGAGCUAGCUCGCACGGACAGGCUAUGACACACUCUUAAAUUGAUUCGUGUCAUUAGGAGUAUGUAAUGUUUCAGGACAAGCAAGCCAUGGAAGGCGGCGCAACAGUUAGUUUCCAGUGACGAGCGCCAUGGAUCCCCAGACAUUUGUGAGGCUCUCAGUCGGGCAGCUUGGCCUGAGGCUCCCUGGUGCAAGCUCCAGGAAGGCUUGCCACUGCGAGAUCAGGCUCCGAGGUUUCCCGGUUCAGACAGCUCCGGUGCCUCUGAUAAAUUCUUCAGAGUUCAACCUCGACCCGCACACUAACGUCGCCGUCUUCUCACUGGACGAGCCCGGUCUCAAGGCCCUGUCGACGCCGGGCUGCUUCCGAGCCCCGGAGCCGCCGUACGUCGAGAUCGCCGUGUAUGUGGGCAGGCGCGGCGGCGGUGGGUAUUUCGCUGGGAUGAGGCGGCGGCUGAUCGGGUCGGUCAGGGUGGAGAUCGGGCCGGAGUGGCGCGACGGGAAGCCCCUGCUGCUUCACCACGGCUGGACGGGCGUCGGCAAGGGGGAGCUGCACGUGAAGGUGAAGGCGGAGGCCGACCCCCGGUACGUGUUCCAGUUCGAGGACGAGGUGGCGCUGAACCCGCAGGUGGUGCAGCUCCAUGGCAGAGCCCGGCAGCCCAUCUUCAGCUGCAAGUUCAACCGCGACGUCCGGCGGGCGUCGCAGCCGGAUCAUUUGGGCGGGCAGUACUGGUCGACCUCCGGCAGCGGCGAGGAGAAGGAGAUGGCGCCGGGGAGGAGGAGGGAGAGGAAGGGCUGGAAGGUGGCGAUCCACAACCUGUCCGGCUCCGCCGUGGCCGCGGCAUUCAUGGCCACGCCGUUCGUGCCGGCGACUGGCAGCGACACGGUGGCGCGGUCCAACCCCGGGGCGUGGCUCAUCGUGCGCGCGAACACGACGGGCUCGUCGGAGAUCUGGCAGCCGUGGGGCCGGCUGGAGGCGUGGCGGGAGUGCGCGCAUGGCGGCAAGGAGAAGGACGCCGUGUGCCUGCGGCUGCACCUCCUCCCGGAGCGGCGGGACGCGUGCGUGCUCGUGUCGGAGACGCCCCUGAGCUGCGACAAGGGCGGGGAGUUCUUCAUCGACAUGGAUAGGCAGUCGGUGCCCUCGGAUGAUGCUGCCACGGCGGAGACGUCGUACUGCGCGGCGAGCAUGGGGGAGUCGUGCGCGGGCGGCGGGUUCGUGAUGAGCUGCAGGGUGCAAGGCGAGGCGGCGAGCAUUAGCAGCCCGCCGCUGGUGCAGCUGGCCGCGCGGCACGUGACGUGCAUGGAGGACGCCGCCAUGUUCCUCGCGCUCGCGGCCGCCGUCGACCUGAGCGUCAAGGCGUGCCGGCCGUUCCGGAGCAAGCUGGCGGCGGCGGCCAAGAAGAAGAAGAAGCAGCCUGCUGGCUCGUCGUCCCCUGAUGAUCCCCUCGAGCUCGACACGUAGCUAGAGCUCGCAGUUCAGGAACCAUGGCCACUCUGUAAAUCCGCUCUGUAAAUCAGAAAGAAGUUCAGAACCCCAUGAAUUUGUGAAUCUGCAGACAGGACGACGAUUCAGUAA
Lolium perenne is the source of this 2101-nucleotide messenger RNA. RefSeq lists its product as uncharacterized. The record is from RefSeq and is a predicted model, not a curated record. NCBI's taxonomy places the organism in Eukaryota, Viridiplantae, Streptophyta, Magnoliopsida, Poales, Poaceae.